Molecule: messenger RNA, 1182 nt
Organism: Drosophila simulans
Lineage: Eukaryota; Metazoa; Arthropoda; Insecta; Diptera; Drosophilidae
Exons: 1
Coding region: 76-1086 (336 amino acids)
Source: RefSeq, a predicted model, not a curated record
AAAGUAGUAGUAGACUUUUGAUUUCCUUCACAUGAAAAUUAAAGUACAAAACAGGAACAGAGUUUUUUCUUAGUCAUGGAACUCGUAGAAGUUUUAAGUUUGGGGGAAAUUUCUACAUGUGCAAAGAUGCCAUUAAACGAAAUGGAUCUCAUAUCCCGAACAUCGAAAUGUGGCAAAAGUGUUUUAGAGAUAUUCGACGUCGAUGAGAAGGUCAGUUUCUCAUAUGAUGGAGGUGAGGAGGAAGAAAUGGAAACUCUCGAUCGUUCAGAGCAGUCCGAUGAUCGUCCAGUGAAAAUGGCACAAGAUAUUGACUGCCUGAUUCGACAGAUUGAGUCUAUGCAAAUAGCGAUUAGGAAGCGUCAAGUUAAGAAAUGUAGUGAAGAUAUCAGUGAAGAAACUGCAGAAAAUGAAAUAGAAGCCAUAACCGAUGCUCAAGUGAAGUGCAAGCAGCGGGAAAACCAAGGAAUUGACAUUGAGAUCAAGAAGAAGUCUGUAGCCAUAUGUUCGAAUAACCAACCGCUGUGCGGCAAUGAGUUGCUGGAAGCCAGGAGUCUUCGUCAGGCCCACAAUCGCAUUCAAACGCAAAUAGACGAACUGAUCUGCAGGUAUAGGAAACUCCGCGAAAUCAUCAACCAAAUGCGCGAAAGGAUUCGCUGCAUGGAAGGCAAUCUUAUUGAUUUAAAUUCUGAAGCCGAAAAGUAUGUAGCUUGGUCCAGCGAAGUUUCCAAGGAACUAAAGGUGUGCCAGGAGCGAUACAAUUACCUAGUCAGUGCCAAGAUGUCCAAAGCGGAGGGAAAAAAACAAGACCUCGUUCAGACCACACGAUUCCUUAAAUAUAAUGCAGCUUGCCUUACCAAAAGUCGGCUAAAGCGCGAAAUCGCUGAUUUCAAUGGCGAGGUGAAGGAUCUUGUGAAUCUCAUGAGUGAAUUGCACAAGGAACUGGAUCGGAAUAUGGCUUUUUUCGAAUCACGACAUUCGAAUUUUCUUGAUGAUCCAGAAGAGUUCCUAUCAUCCUUGACUGUGACAGUUAGACUAUCCGAUGAGUUCCGGAAGUCAGGAAUGAAACUUGAAGACGGCGUCAAUUAGCAGUUGAUCAUUAAAAUAGGUUUAUUUAUUGUUAAGGAAAAUAUUUCAUAUUAGCAACAUUAUUUCGACAAAAAAUUACUAAUAAUAAAAAUAUUU